AUGACAAUAUGUAUGUACGUCCGUCACACUGGCUGGUUACCAUAUGUAUAUACGUCCGUCACACUGGCUGGUUACCAUAUAGAUCAAUUAACGUAUAAGUUGUGUCAAAAGAAAGGACAAGAACAUUUAGAUACAGCUAUAACACUAAAUAAUUUUGGUAAUGCUUAUUAUAAAAAACGAGAUUAUGCUGAAUCGUUAACGUAUCAUAAAAAAUCACUUAAAAUUCGACAAAAACAAUCAUCCAAUGAUCAUACUGAUAUUGCUGCAAAGCAUAAUGAUAUUGUUCAAAGUUUAAUAAAUAUUGCAGAUGUGCUUCUUGAUCAAGAUGAAUUGAAUACCGCAUUGGAAUUUUAUUCUCAAGUAUUAACAAUUCAGAAAAGAGACUUUGAUCCAAGAGGCCAUGAUGAUCUUGUCGCUCGUCUUAAUGGAAGUAACCGGCUUCAAAAAGGUCAUCGUCUUGAUGACGAUUUUAUUUGGUCUGAAUAUGCUGCACAACGCGCGAUGUCUUAUGACGACUGGACAAGAUCACCUACUCCAGUUAAUGAUGUUUCCCCUGUAGAUGAAAUUACUGAAGCUCCUCAAGAUGACACUGAUUAUCAAGGUGCUUUUAAUUUAUUGGAACAAAAAGUGAAUGAAUAUCGGGAAGAGUUUGGUGAAAACCAUCCAAAUGUUCAAACUAUACUGUCGACUGUGACAGAUAUGGUAAAAGAUUGCUGUCGUCGUCCUGUCAACUAUCAAGAUCUUCGAUUUUGUAAAAAAGUCUUGUUCAUAUUGGAAAAUUCUAAUCCACCACUAACUGAUACAGAGGACAUAUCAAUCUUACGUUUAGAUCGUAUUGGAAGCACUCAUCAACAAAGUGAUGAAUUUGAAUUAGCAUUGGUACACUUUGCUAGAAAAUUGAAAAUUCAUCAAUAA
Messenger RNA from Didymodactylos carnosus, 915 nucleotides. NCBI's taxonomy places the organism in Eukaryota, Metazoa, Rotifera, Eurotatoria, Philodinida, Philodinidae. The record is from the annotation of a GenBank genome assembly.